Kluyveromyces marxianus DMKU3-1042 is the source of this 1281-nucleotide messenger RNA. RefSeq names its product G protein subunit beta (gene STE4). Gene Ontology annotation, molecular function: signaling receptor complex adaptor activity; protein binding. The coding region runs from base 1 to 1281 and encodes 426 amino acids. The transcript has a single exon. Gene Ontology annotation, biological process: G protein-coupled receptor signaling pathway. Gene Ontology annotation, cellular component: heterotrimeric G-protein complex; cytoplasm. NCBI's taxonomy places the organism in Eukaryota, Fungi, Ascomycota, Saccharomycetes, Saccharomycetales, Saccharomycetaceae. The record is from RefSeq and is a predicted model, not a curated record.
AUGGUUGGCGCAGAUACGGCGAACUAUGUUAUUCGCCCUCAAGAACUGAUUGUUCAAGAACAUCCGGCAUACCAUGCAGCAGACAACAUACAGGAAAAGAUUAGAGUUGCGAAGACUGAAUGUAAACAAUUAUAUGAUCACAUUAACAGAAUAAAGGGAGAGAUUCAAGACACGCAGUUAAUGAAUCUUUCACAUAGCAUCAAUUCGUUGAAUGGUAUUAACUUACAGCCGAUUCGAACGUUAAAAGGGCAUAGUAAUAAGAUAUCGGAUCUAAAAUGGAGUCAAGAUUCAAAAAGUAUUCUCAGUUCUAGUCAAGACGGUUUCAUCAUUAUAUGGGAUCCCAUGACAGGUUUAAAAAAAAGUGCCAUUCCGUUACUAUCACAAUGGGUGCUAGCUAGCGCCAUAAGUCCAAACGGAGACUUUGUUGCAAGUGCAGGGUUAGAUAAUCAUUGUACUGUUUACCGUGUAGCUAAGGAUAACAAAAUACAGCAGAAUGUCAUAUCCAUAUUCAAAGGACAUACUUGUUACAUAUCUGCCACAGAAUUUCUUAAUGAUCGUACAAUACUCACUGCAAGUGGUGAUAUGACAUGUGCAAUGUGGGACAUACCAAAGAGUAAAAGGAUCAGGGAAUAUAUUGAUCAUCUAGGUGAUGUUUUAACUAUGGAUCUUCCACCGGCACAAACACCAAGAUAUGGUAACAAUUUUAUUUCCGGAGGUUCCGAUGGAUACGCCUACCUUUGGGAUGUAAGACAGCCAAAUUCGGUACAGAGUUUCUUUGUGAGUGAUAGUGAUAUAAGCUCCAUUAAAUUCUUUAACAAUGGUGAGUCUUUCAUGACCGGUUCAGAUGAUGGAGCUGCAAGGUUAUUUGACCUGAGGAGUGAUUGUCAAAUAUCAACAUAUUCCCUUUCUUCAGCAUUUCAUCAGCAGCGUCAAGCAAAUCCCACAUAUCAAUCUGGACAAAAACUACGUUACGGUUCAUCCUCAUCUUCCACCUCUUCGGGUCAUAUUCCCAGGACACCACAAUCAGUAAACUUUAAAGAGACCUAUAUUGAAGAUCAAGGAAUAAUAUCCAUAGAUUUUAGUCGUUCAGGGAGAAUUAUGUUUGCUUGUUAUGCUGAUUACGGUUGUGCAGUUUGGGAUAUAAUUAAGGGGGAAAUGAUUGGUAAGAUUGACGGUCAUCGGAACAGAGUUAAUGCCGUAAAAACAAGUCCAAAUGGGUUGGUUGUCGCAUCAAGUUCAUGGGAUAUGACUAUCAAAUUGUGGGCUCCGACCUGUAGAUAA